Pocillopora meandrina is the source of this 1677-nucleotide messenger RNA. The record is from the annotation of a GenBank genome assembly. Lineage: Eukaryota; Metazoa; Cnidaria; Anthozoa; Scleractinia; Pocilloporidae.
AUGUUGAGUUCUGGCGCAGUGGUGUUUCUGAAUAGUUCACUUACGGCAAUGGAUGCAUCAACAACUGUGAAGAAUGGCCACUGUAGCAGUAAAAUGAACGGUAACCCAACCAAAAUGGUGGCAAACGGUUCUGCCGCACAGAACGUCUCGCCCAAGUUAGGAGCUCGAAGAGAGGAGGGCUCUAGAAUCCUGUCCUUGCUGAAAUUCCUAUGGUUCGUCAUAGUUUGUUUGCUGUCCUACGUGCUUCUCUUCACGUCCGUUCUGCCCUUGGUUCCACUAAUUGUGGUAUACUACAGUCUAAAGGUGAUCGAACGAUAUCUCGUCUACUGGACAUCUGGCGACCUUCACCUGAGCGGCCUGGAUGCGCUUUGGCAACAGAAAAGUGACGUGAAUCGUCUGGCGAUUACCGGAUUUUACUGCGCGGAGAACAAAACGGACUUCGAGAAAGCUCUUCGAGAUUUCCGACAAGCUGUUUUAGAUCGCAUGGUGAACGCUAAGAGGUCGGACGGAACCUUACUUUAUCCGAGGGCCCGUUGUUGCAUUCGCCCAGGCUACUUUCAGUACUUUUUUCAGGAAGACAGAUCUUUUCGCAUUGAAAACCAUGUGUUUAAGUGGGAUGGUGAAGUGCCCUCUUCCAGAGAGGAGUUAGAAGGGAUCGUUUCUAAGCUGAGUAAUGAACCCUUUAAAGAAGGAGUUUCCCCUUGGUAUUUCUGCUGUGUCCCUACAAAUUAUGGUGACAAGGAUUUCACGGCAAUCUUCAGGAUGUGUCACAGUGUUGCAGAUGGUGUGUCCUUGACAAGGUUCCUUAUAACUCAGCUACCGGAUCAAUCAAAAAAUGAGAAGGAGACUAAGAAGUUUACGUCAUCAACUUCUCAAGUACCUCUCAUGGCCAAAGCAAUAUUAAGAAUGGCAUAUUCAAUGCUUAGGCUAGUUUUUGGCUUUCCCGACCAAUCCAUUCUACAUGGGCCAAAGCUGAGUGGCGUCAAAAAAGUUACCUGGAAUGAAGGAUUUGAUUUCAAAUUGAUCAAGCAAAUCAAAGCAGCCACAGGCACAACUGUCAAUGAUGUCUUGAUGUCUUGCCUCUCACGUGCAAUCAGAAGGUGCUUCCAGAGAAAGGGUGUGGAAAACCCUCCAGACUUCAAGGCAUCAAUUCCAGUAGAUGUCCGUCUUUCAGCCCCCAAGAAAGAACCCAGCUUCGAAAACAUGUUUUCUCUGGUCUUCCUUAGGCUUGCAGUUGGGACUGAAGGUGUUCUGAAUCAAUUACAAGAGACCAAAGCACGUAUGGAUGAAUGCAAAUACUCUGGUGAACCAUUAGCCACAGCCUGUGUGAUUAUGCUGUCUAAUGAAUUUUUCCCUGAAUUUAUUGUUAAGAGACUAAACACUGUAAUCACUGAGAAGUCAAGUUGUGUUUUAUCAAAUGUACCUGGUCCCCAGCAUGCCCUCUCAGUGGCUGGUCGACCUAUCAAGUACACAACAUUCUGGCCUCCUCAGAGAGACAACAUUGGAAUUGGGCUGUCCAUCUAUACCUAUGCUGGCCGAGUUAUUAUUGGAGUGCAAAGUGAUGUCAGUGUGCUACCAGAUCCACAGAUCAUUACAGAAGAGUUUGGAAAUGCUCUAAAGGAGAUGACCCAAAGUGUUCUUCAUGAUGACGUAGUCAACGGAAAUGUGAUUCGCUAG